Molecule: messenger RNA, 1536 nt
Organism: Durotheca rogersii
Lineage: Eukaryota; Fungi; Ascomycota; Sordariomycetes; Xylariales; Xylariaceae
Product: NIF-domain-containing protein
Exons: 3
Coding region: 1-1536 (511 amino acids)
Cellular component (GO): plasma membrane
Molecular function (GO): phosphoprotein phosphatase activity
Source: RefSeq, a predicted model, not a curated record
AUGUCCAGGGGCGCCGAUGAGAGAGCGCAGGUAGAGCACGAAGGUCUGAGGGAAAAGGGGAUAAGUGCGCACGCGGAUGGGUCUAGUCCGAGGAAAACUCGCGGUCUGCUUAAUGUCCCGUCAAGGUCAUCCUCCCAAAAAAUACAACCGUCGUCAGCAACAACGGGCCUGAGCGGCACCACCGCGGAGGAUCCGAGAGAUAGUAUUGGUAGUCGGUCCAAGGAGUCAAAGCACAGUAUGCUUGGCCGCCGUCGAAAUGGCAGUGCAUCCAGCAAUCACUCCGGCGCUGCCACGAAUCCUCCCACUACACCGAGCAUGUCGCAGCCAAAUUCUCCGGCUGGGGCUCCCCAUCGACGGAAGAAGGGCGGGCUACUGUCGCUUCUUGGCUGCUGUGUUGUCCCCAAUCAUGCUAACAACCUCGAUGGUGGUGAAGAUCCACUCCCGUCUCACAAGCUCGACAAGAUCCCCCAACGGCCGCUGACCUCUAGCCGACGAACGAUAACACCCUCGGAGCAGAACAGCGGCAGCAAGACGCAGCUAUACGAAAAGGAGAAGGAGCCGCUACCCCAGCCAGGCACGGCGGCGGCUCAAGACACCCCCAAGUCGACGAAGCGAGUUUCCGGUUCGACGACUCAGGAUCAGUCGACGGUUGGCGACCGCGAGAGCGAAUCAAAGCAGACCACCCUAGUCGGUGUGCCCGGCCCCAGCAUCACGGUCAACCCUCCGGUCGCCGAGGAUCAUGAGGCGGAGGUGGCUCCCGUCGAAGUUCCUUCCCCCAGUGAUGUCGAUGGGGAUGUCGAGAUGGCGGAUACGGAGCAAGCUACAAGCGAACACGCCAAGCAGACAGGUCCGGCAGGCGACGACCAGUACCCGAAACCAGUCCCUCCGCCCCCACCGCCAGGACCAGGACCGAUACCGAUUGUGAGCCCAGACCCAAUAGUGCACGACGACGCAUCGGCGGACGUGGAACAAGGUCAACCAAAGUUUCUGCUACCCCCCAUCGAGCCUCAUCUCAAGGGCAGGAAGUGUCUCGUGCUCGAUUUAGACGAGACCUUGGUGCACAGUUCUUUCAAGAUCCUGCAUCAAGCCGACUUCACGAUACCCGUCGAGAUCGAGGGCAACUAUCACAAUGUCUAUGUCAUCAAGCGGCCUGGUGUCGAUCAGUUCAUGAAGCGGGUCGGUGAGCUUUACGAAGUAGUGGUUUUCACAGCAUCGGUCUCCAAGUAUGGCGAUCCGUUGCUCGACCAACUCGAUAUCCACAACGUCGUCCACCAUCGGUUAUUCCGCGAGAGCUGCUAUAAUCACCAGGGCAACUACGUCAAGGAUCUGUCCCAGGUCGGCAGGGACCUCAAGGAUACGAUAAUUAUCGACAAUUCUCCCACCUCGUACAUCUUCCACCCGCAGCACGCCGUGCCGAUUAGUAGUUGGUUCUCGGAUGCGCACGACAACGAAUUAUUAGACUUGAUACCCGUUCUCGAAGACCUGGCCGGACCUAAUGUCCAGGACGUCAGCCUGGUUCUCGAUGUCACUCUUUGA